GAGUGGAGCAAGACGCCAAAGUUAUUCCGGGAGCUCCCCUCCAUGAUCGCUCCAGCUUGUGAGAGGGUCGUCUAGCGCCCAGACCCCGUCGCUGCUGCCGCUGCAUAAACUCCCAAGAUGGAAGUGUCACUGACGGGCGCGGGAGGCAAUCUGGUCUCCAGAGAACAGUCAGCCAGCUCAGAGUCAUCCAGUUCUGUGGUGGAGAAGGACGUCGGCAACAGACACAUUCUGGCCAAGGAGAGCUCCUUCUCUUCUGAGCAGUCAUCACGUAUGGUGUCUGAGAGUGUCAUGUCCUCGUCCUCCGUGGUCGUGUCCAAGAAGGUGUCCUCCACCUCCGUGGUGUCCUCCAGUUCCCUCAGUAGCAGCUCUGAAUCCCAGGAGAAUACAGCCGGGGGUGGGGAGCAGCAAUUGGCACCCAUGGAAGAGGAGCCACCGGGGGCACAGCCUGAGCAAGCGCCACCACAAGAACCGCAACAGCAGCUAACAGAACAACCACCGGCCACCUCCGGCCAGGAGAUCCAGCAAGAGAACAUCAAGGAGGCAUUGAAAGAGAUCAUCACUGAGAUCGAGCAGGCUGUGGUAGCCGAACCCACCGACCCUCAGCCUGUUGCAGUGAUCGAUCUAUCCCAGACAGAACCUGCAGAGCAAGUGAUCUCUGGCCAGGAGAUGCCUAACAAGCUAGACAGACAAACUUCCACCUCGUCCUUAGCAGACUAUACAGGUCCUUCCUCUCAGAGACAGGAGGAGACCAUUGACUUGUCACCCCUCAGGAAGCUGUUCCCUUCACUGUUCAGCGCCUCCUCACGGCCAGUAUCCCUCCCCUCCACCACAGACCUCGUCCAUCUAUGGCAGAGUCUCCAGAUAGCACAAGAGUUGAACAACGUAAUCAAGGAAUCUACAGAGGAAGAAAAUCAACAGGAAAAUAUUCAGGACGCGAGCGGAGUGAGGGUGAACGAGAAUGAUGGACUUUCCUCCCACAGACCCAUCGACCUGGAGAAGUUGUUCACCCCUGCCUCGGACUCGGGCGAAGUCACCCCCUCCAGGAGUAGAAAGAUGUAUGCGUCGUCUAGUUUCUACGGACCGCAUCACCCGACGGUAGAGGAGCAAGUAGAUCUGGCACGUCGCAUCUCUCACUCACUGUCAGACAUCAGCAACCGACAGUCCAAGGGUCAGUCCAUGUACGUCAACCGCAAGAAACGCUCAGUCAAGUGGGUCCAUGAAGGAGAGGGAAAGGGACAGUUUCCUUCCUCUCCAUUUGGGACUCUCCCAGCCUUCAACAAUACUACAACCACCACUGAGGAGACUUCGUCCACCAAGUCGGUGCUGAAGCUAGUGAUGGACCCCAGGGGUCAGGUGCAGGACCUCAACAGUCUCCAGAAGCAAGGCUACAACAUCGAGCCUUGUCUCAGUCCGGAAGUGUGUUUUGACCUUGUACGUGACCUCAAUGCACCCAAAGGCAAAGGAGCUGAACUCUUUGCUAAGCGCCGCAAGAAAUCAGAGAAGUGGGUUGUAGACGAAAAUAACGUCAAGACUACUUCAUUUUUCUCAGAAAACAAUAGCUUCAACUACGUGGGGACCAAUCAACAAGGAACUAGCUACAAAGCUUAUCAGCCACCUUCUAUCCAGCCUCCUACCCCUUCUGGUAAACUACCAACUCAGUCAUACCUCAAGAAUGGUACGACACGCGUCGAGAAUGUGCAGAAAAUGAAUGAAAUUGUGGAGAGAUUUGCUCAGCCGAGACUUAAGCUAGUAAAGUCACCUUGGGAAGCUGCCCUAGAGACAGGGUCAGUCGAAGCUGCAUUUCAGGAAAUUUCUUUGCCCUCUCACCACUCGUUCCCCCCACCAGCAACUCCUACAAUGUUCGCCCCGACGCCGACCACAGUGUUUCAAACAGUCACUGGAGCACCAGUGACACCUGUGCCUGCGCCGCCUAAGCCCACUGGCCUAUAUCAACCCACAACACCGAAGGCUUGGACUGCACCGGAAGCAGAGCUGCAGCCUUUCAGCACUGUCGACUUGGACAAGCUUUUCGAGGGCAGGCCUAGAACGCCAACCUCAGUGAGCAUCUUAUAUGAGGCUUCCUCUAACACUUUACUUGCCACAGAGACUUCAAACAUUAAACGUAACACUCCCGUUUUAGAACCUCCUCCUAAUCCUCUCCCGGCAGUUGUAACCAAGGUUAUGGACUCUAGACCAAUUAAACCUGUAAUCAAACAAGUUAACGAGCGGUUGGAAGCAAAGGGUAUAAAACAGACUCCACCCAAGAGAAAAAUUGAACAAGUUCUUGAACAAGGUAAACAAGAACGUUCUAUACCCACACCUGUCAGUUUUCUUGAUAUAAAAGCUGUCAUGGAUCCUAACAGACCACUAACUCCACUGCCACAGAGUGCCGAUGUAAUGAGAAGAGAAAUGGUUAAAGAACUAGUACCAUUUAAUCCAGACGUCCCAAUAAGAGGUUUUGGUACAAUGCUUGUGAAUUCCCCACUUCCUUUUGAAGAGGUUAAAACACCACCACCUCCCCCACCUCCACCUACUCCUCCCCCUAGAAUAACUGAAAUGAGUGAUGAAUUGUCUAUCAACAUUUUUGAAACAAAAAGAGUUGAUAUUGGUCCAAAGUCAGGCACUGUUAAAACAAGGACUGGGGACACCAAAAAGAUGACUUUUGACUCUGAAACGUUCAUGGCUGAUGGAACAAAUGCAAUUGAGGACACUGAAAUGAAUAAUCUAUCAGUAAGCGUUUCUGCUGGAGGUGAUGCUGUUGUAAUAGGAGAAGAAACUUUAGAAACAACAGAGGAAACUAAACUUGUUCAAGGUGGAUCUCUUAAAACGAGAGUUCAAUAUACAGUUAAGGAAGGGGAGGAAGUGGAAGUUGAAAUAAAACCACAAGAUAUUGAGCCUGACGAGUUAGUAUAUGUUGAAGUGCCUAAGGGAAAAAAUGAUCGCAAAGAUAGCGAAACUGGAGAUACAAAUAACAGGGAAGGCGUUAAGGAAGUCACUAAGCCACCUUUAGCUGAAACAGUGAAUGUAUGUUUGUCAAAACCGUCAAAAAAUUACCUUAAAGAAAAUCCUGAGGUUUCAGAGGAAAUUGCUGAAGUUAAAGAAGAUGAAAGCCAAGUCGAAGUUGAAGCAACAUUUUCAUCCAGUAAGAAAAUAGAAACAACAGAAACUGCUAAACUUGAAUCAAGUUCUAGCAGCCACAAAGAAUAUUCAUCAGUAUCAAGAAAACAGUCCUCCUCGAGUCAAAAAAGUGUGGAGCUGGAUGAUCCGUCAAAGCCUUAUGAAAAAGUACCCGUAAAAGAGUUGAUAAAUACAUUUGAAAACAGUAGUAGACCAUUAAUGAGGCCUAAAAAUGGCAAUGAGCAGCCAUCCAACCUUGAGGGAGUGCAAAAUACAAGCGAAAAUGAGGACGACUCUCGACAAACACAAUUUGUGUCUUACUCACAAACAAAUCAAUCUUUUAAACCGAGUACACAACCCUUACAAGCUUCACCACCCCUUGUUAUUAAACAACAACACUUUGAAACUUCCCAAACACAACAGGGUGAAGAAAAGACCCAAUCCUUUCAAUAUCAAUCACAGCAAGUUGUAAUAAAACAACAGUCACAACAACAACAAGCACAGACACAUUCUUCUUUUCAACCAAUCUCACACAACGCCCCCGCUGCCCUUACAGAUGAUCAACGAUACUAUGUGUCCAACACCAAGGUAGAAUCUCGAACCUUCCCCAAUGCUGUCGUCUCAAACUCUGAAACUCUUGAAGAAUCAAGCUUUACUCUUUCAAAGAAGACCUCCCAAGAGAUAAAAUCUUCAAUGAGUUCUGCAGCCAAGUUACCACCAGCAUCCUUGGAGCCACCACCAUCCGCUACUUACCAUCCUCAGGAAUACAACUCUCUCAACAACUACAACACUGCCCCUCGUGGCUGGACCAAGAACAUGGACUACUACAGACCCGUCGUCUUCUUGCCAGCCAAGACACCUACCUUCACUGACUUUUAACUCGAUUGUACAAAACUGUAUAUUGUAUCAUAAACAUUUGUAAAUUAUA
This is a messenger RNA of Macrosteles quadrilineatus (aster leafhopper), 4045 nucleotides long. Its product is annotated as proteoglycan 4. Gene Ontology annotation, cellular component: actin cytoskeleton; Z disc; nucleus. Lineage: Eukaryota; Metazoa; Arthropoda; Insecta; Hemiptera; Cicadellidae. The transcript has 15 exons. Gene Ontology annotation, biological process: positive regulation of actin filament bundle assembly. Gene Ontology annotation, molecular function: actin binding. The coding region runs from base 118 to 3996 and encodes 1292 amino acids. The record is from RefSeq and is a predicted model, not a curated record.